Messenger RNA from Cydia pomonella (codling moth), 3340 nucleotides. It is a transcript of the gene NGR-B4, whose product is annotated as calcitonin gene-related peptide type 1 receptor-like. Gene Ontology annotation, biological process: cell surface receptor signaling pathway; adenylate cyclase-modulating G protein-coupled receptor signaling pathway. Gene Ontology annotation, molecular function: G protein-coupled peptide receptor activity. Gene Ontology annotation, cellular component: plasma membrane. The transcript has 13 exons. The record is from RefSeq and is a predicted model, not a curated record. Bases 523 to 1767 code for a protein of 414 amino acids. NCBI's taxonomy places the organism in Eukaryota, Metazoa, Arthropoda, Insecta, Lepidoptera, Tortricidae.
GGAGGUUAAAAGUCAAAACAAGCAAGUUUGCAACUAUUUUGAGAGCACACGCAGUGCAAGUGUUACUGUAACCGUCAAACUUCUAUGAGAUUAUGACGUAUAUAAAUAACAUUUCCACUGCGUGUGCUAUCAAAAUCGUUGCAAACUUAUAUCUAGGUUUAACUCUGUCUUGCUGGUUUGCCUGAUCGUUGGACUCACUUGCGUUCGGUAAGCGAUUACACGUACGGCUUAUAUUGUAUAGACGCGCAACUCUGCUUAGAACCGAGCUGAGUGAAAAACUCGUCUCUGUAUGAGUCAGACUCAGUUUACGUCUUGCCGCGAAAGCGCGCAGUGCCCGCCCUAAGACGACCGCCUGUUGCGUCUAACUUUUACUGCUCAGACAAUAUACAUCUCGACUUAAUCAUUUUUUUCAUAUUUGUUCUUAAAUGGUUGGACUACUUAUUAAGAUGUGACAGCCGGCGGUGGCGUGAGCAACUGAACAGUCCCGCAUCGGACAAUCACUACAAUGUCCAAAAACUGAAAAUGCAAGAUUCAAAUCGAACAAUCGACAGCGGGGAUCCGAAACUACAGUGGAUUACGAAACUCGUAGAAGAGUGCUAUUUUGGAAAUGUCAAUCAUAGUACGAUAUUUACUUCGACAACGAAGAUUAAUCAAGAUGAGGGUCCCUGGUGUCCGGCGAUGUUUGACGGAUUUGCCUGCUGGGACCCGACACCGGCGUCGGCAAUCGCAAAACAACGCUGUCCAGAAUUUGUCAUCGGUUUCGACCCCCGACGCUACGUAUUUAAGAGAUGCACGGAAAAUGGGACAUGGUACAUGCGUCCAGAAGAUAAAAAACCGUGGACGAAUUACAAUACUUGUGUCGACCUGGAAGACUUAGAUUUCCGGAGCAUCGUCAACGACGUGUACGUGGCCGGCUACUCGCUCUCCGUCGCCGCACUCAUACUCUCGCUAAUGAUCUUCUUCUAUUUCCGGUCACUUCGGUGCACCAGAAUACGUAUCCACAUGCACUUGUUCACGUCCUUCGCUUUAAACAACAUCCUGUGGGUCGUUUGGUACAAGACUGUGGUCAACGAAGUCGACGUGGUCCGGAACAAUGAGGAAUGGUGUCAAGUUCUCCACAUAGUCACAAAUUACUUUAUGGUGACGAGCUACUUAUGGAUGUUUUGCGAAGGCUUACAUUUGCACAUCGCUCUAGUUGUGGUAUUCAUAAAGGACGAGGUGGCGAUGCGCGGAUUCGUGGCGCUCGGCUGGGGGCUGUCGCUGGUGAUUGUGGCAGCGUACGCGACAGCACGGUACCUCACACCCGGCGCAACAGAUCGGUGCUGGAUGGAUCAAAGCGAUACAUUCUGGAUUAUCGUGGUUCCGGUUCUGGCGUCAUUAAUAUCUUCCUUCGUAUUUCUUGUAAACGUGGUCCGCGUGCUGCUUACCAAGUUGGCCCCCACGCCCAACCAGCAAGCUCGUCUUGCCGCGCGGAAAGCCGCCAGAGCUGCGCUUAUACUUAUACCCCUGUUCGGGUUACAUUUCGUGCUGAUUCCGCUCCACCCAUCGCCGGGCGCUGCCGGGGAGAAGGUUUACCAGGUCUUCUCUGCAUUGCUCACUAGCCUACAGGGCCUGUGCGUCUCGUUCCUGUUCUGCUUCACGAACCACGACGUGAUGGUGGCCGUCCGCACGCAAGUGUCUCGCGUCGUCCGCGCUAACGACGCCAUCGCGCUCACAGGUUUAACGGCGGGAGAAAGCUUGGCCAAUACAAGAGAAAACGUUGUGUAAAAAAUUGGUUGCAAGUGGAAACUAAUUUAAACAAAGAUGUAAAUGUUAAAUAUUUAGAUAUUAAUGAUUACCUAGCCCGAGGUACGAGACAGAUUUUAAUUAUUCCACCAAAUUAGAGAUCUGCGACCCAAGUGUCAGAAGGGUACAUAGCAGUUGUUGUCUGUCGCGAAAUAACUCGUUUUUUUUUUUUCAUUUUAAUCAAAACGUCACUUUUGAUACAACCAUGGUGGGACAGAUCUCGUAGGUGAUGAGCCGUACUGUAUAAAAUAUAAAAAUGUAUUAGCAUAUGAGGCAGGCAUUUGCUCAUUUGCAUGUUCUGCAGGUUUUUUGAUAGAAUCCUACUAACUGCGUGACUGCCUGUACAAAUAAUCAGUCAGCCGCUAUACUGUAUAAGACAUUUUGUAUGAACCUUUUUAGAACUAAAUUAAAAUAAAUGUAAGCUGAGUCCGCCUAUAAAUUAUAACAUUUGUAAGCGUAUAAUCUAUAAGCCCAAAGUUAUAAAACACAAACUAAAACGUUAACUCUAGUAUUUAUUUAGCAAAUAGGGCACAAGUUUACGUACUCAAUUACAACAAUUACGUACAAAUCAUAAACCCGCCAUUGUUAGAUAUAAGUAUUAAUUCUAUGCAAAGUAACGUUAUCAAUAUAAGUUAGAAGUAAAGGAUGACACACGCUAGAACGGUCCAAGUCUGGGCCAAGGCGUAGGUAUGACACUUCAUUUUCUGGAGCAUUCCACCGUUACAAAAUCGACACUUGACUCUUUUAGCUUGUCUUUUUAUCGUGUACCUAUUAUUUGUAUAAUCUUAAAGCUGCUUGUGUUCUUAAAAAAAUCUACUUUUACUAUACGUACGUAAGAUGAAAAAGAAAUUCGGCAUUAAAGCAAACGUGAUUUAAGCGACUCGUACUCAUAAUUGGACCAAUAGUUUGAAUUACAAUUAGGUUUUGCUUAAAAAAUGGACUUUGUUAAAAAAUACUAGCUGAAAAAGUUACCGUUUUCAUUGAAGGCUCCUUCUUAGGGUGACCGCCUCGGCCCCAACCCGUGCCGUAUUAGUUAGCGUGAGUCAUUCUUAUUACUUACAUCCCUCACUCUUAUAAUAAUUUACUUAUUCGCUCUGUGCGCAGCGUCGCCCUGGCAAGUAUUGGACACAUUGGAUUUCUGACAGUCAAAAAGUAUUAAAUUAAUGUGUUGUCGUUUGAACUUCCCCACCACGAACUUUGCACAAAGCCAAUACGUACGGGACUAAAACUAACGGAUUUAUGGGUAACGUAACUGACAGAUAGAAAAAUAGUCUGUAAGAAAGAAACCUAUCAGGUAUAUUAAAUGUAAAGGCGCUUUGGGAUUGUCUCAUUAUCUAGUCUGAAGGUCUUAUUAAGCAUUCUUUUUUUUACUUUGUUAAUAAAUGUAAUAUAAUAGGUAUGUAAUGUAAUAGUAAGUCAAUAUAAUGUAAUAAUGUGAGAUGUAUCAUAAAGCCUAGUAAAUGUCAGCUGCCGCUCCGCUGGUGGGUUCAGGAAAGGUAAAAAUGUUAUUGCUGAUUCAGAAUUUGUCGAAUUACAGAUAAGAAGCUAUCUUGUA